UAUAUUUUAUCCACGGGCUAACGACUAGUUUUUUAUUAAAAUCAAUCGAAAUUUGUAAAAGCAUACGCUUAUGCAGAGAUUGUGUGGUGGUAGCGCUUUCGGCUUGUAAUCACAAGGUUUCAAGUUCGAGUCCCCGCUCCUGCACACAUUGAAUGUAGUGUUGUCAGCCCAUCUGGUGCUAUCUACUGACCGCUAACCGGCUUGCGUGGCAGGCAUGCAAGUUAGAACAAUGCUAUAUGUAUCUCUGGCUGUAAUGUAACAUAUUUACAGUCGGAGGGGAGGAUGAGCCAGCCGUUAGAAUAGAAUCCUCAAAGACAUUAAAACAUCCCGUUAAUUACUUACUUACUUACUUACUUACGUCCUAAAAAAACUUGCGUCAAUCUUUAGCGCCGAUAAUGAUCGUGUUAAUAGAAAUCACCUUUAUAAUAUAUUCUUUUUAUUAUUUGUUUGUUUGUGGUGUUUGUUUUCAUAAUUACUUUGUUUCUAAUAUAAACAGAAGUUGUGAUGUCCGUUGAAACGUCAACACCUAUCAACAUGCAAGUCUAUUAUGCUUUCAGAUUGCAUUAUUCUCGAUAUCAAUUAUUAGAACGAAUGGAUGUUACAAAUUGCUUUUUAAUUUGUGUUGUUAAUGAUGUUGUUAUCUUUGUGUAAUUGCCCUAUCAUUUUUAUUAUCUGCAUUACAGUUAAAAACUUAAAAAAUAAUUGGUUAUAUUGUUAAUAGUGACCUUUUGUGGACAUAUUUCUGUUUCAUGUGAUUAAAAACAAAGUUUUGUAAAAGAUUGAAAGGUUAUGUUAGGCGCAAAAUCCUAUAAACAAAAGAGUCAUUGCCUGUAUCAAAUUGGCAGAAUUAUGUAAUGUUGUGAUUUAAGUAAUACCAUACAGAGUUGUUAUUUCAGGGUAGAUACACAUACUAAGAAUGGCACGUGGUAGCUUAUCUGUCUCGGUUAACUCUGGAGAUGUGAGUGAGAACACAGCAUUGAUUUCGUCCAAAAAGUGUAACCGAAAGCAAAGAAGUAUUUUACAUGAACUAACAAAAAUUAACUUCUGGAAGGGCGUUAUCUUAGAAUUUCUAUCAACCCUUUUGUCUGUCAUGAACACAUGCGGUAGCACGCUGAGUCUCUACGAGCCUGGAACUGGUGAUUUGUACCCAGUCCCCUCACACAUCACAGUGGCAAUUUGUGCUGGUUGGGGAGCUAUAGUUUUGGUAGCAAUUGGGCGUCAUGAAAAGGGAUACUUUAAUCCAGCAAUUACAUUUGGAUUGUGUGUGGCGCGAAAAAUCUCUGUGCUUAGGUGUAUUCUUUACAUGAUAGCACAGACGGCUGGAGGUAUUGCCGGAGCAGCCUUACUCUUUGCUUUCUCUAAAGAAAAGAUUCGUGGAAAUCUCGGAGCUGUCAUUCUUCACCGUGAUGUACCAGCAUAUGUUGGAUGCAUCAUCGAAAUGAUUUUAGUAUUUCUCAUCGUUGUCACUGUACUCACAACGAUUGAUCCUAAGAAUGAGUUCACUGGGAUGUCGUCACCUUUGGCGAUAGGAUUCGCGAGUGCUGUGGGAAUGUUGAUGGCGUACCCCUACACUGGAGCAGCCCUGAAUCCAGCAAGAGCUUUAGCACCCGGUUUACUCAUGAACCAAUUAAAUGGCCAAUGGCUUUAUUGGGUUGGGCCAAUGGUCGGGGCAGUGUUAGCAGUUUUCGCUUACAAGUAUUUAUUUACAAUGAGUGAAGAGAAUGAUGAUGAUGAAGAUAAUAAUGAGUACAUGAAGAUAGAUUCAUCUGAGGUGUGAGCAAAUGUGAGGUGUGAGGGCGCAGCAAUUUCACUUAGGUUAUUUUAACUGUACGUGAUCGUAAAAAAAAUUUACCACAUAUAUACAAAAUUUUAUUAUGAUAUAGAAUAUUAAAAUUUUCGGUAGCAUUGUUCAUUUAUAACUCUCGGCUAUAGUUUAAAAACUGAUUUACUUUGAGGGAUUAUGCUCUUACAAAUUUCACUUGUAUAUCAAUAUCAUUUUUUUAUCGAUACCUAUUAUAUUUUUCUUUCUUUUUUUUUAGUUGCUUUUAGUUUUUUUCAGCGCUAAAUACAUAUAUACAGAAUAUUAUAUUUCUAGAUAGGAAGGUGGCGUCACACUUUGUUUUCAGCUCAUUUUGCCCCUAUGCUAAAUCUAUCACAUCUGGUUUAGGCAAGAAAGAUCCCCUGGGGACGAAAAUGAUGUACUGUCCGGUAAAAUAUGUAUUAUGCUUAUUGGGUGAUUUUUAUAUUACUAACAUUUUUACUUUUUAAAUAGUUUGCAAUAUUUUCAAACAAAAAUGAAAAAGACGGUUGUUGGGAAUAGUAAAAAAAUUCCUACUGUUGUUGUUCUUUUUGGAUUCCGUAUAAAAUAUUCCUGUCCGAUCUUUUUCCAGUAUUGUAUUAAACUUCUUUCAGAAUGAAUCAAAAUGACGUUUAUAAAGUCCCAGCCUCCAUUUCUUUAAAAUACUUUCAACCAAUCAGGUAUAGUA
Hydractinia symbiolongicarpus is the source of this 2486-nucleotide messenger RNA. RefSeq names its product aquaporin-4-like. Gene Ontology annotation, cellular component: plasma membrane. The transcript has 4 exons. Gene Ontology annotation, biological process: transmembrane transport. NCBI's taxonomy places the organism in Eukaryota, Metazoa, Cnidaria, Hydrozoa, Anthoathecata, Hydractiniidae. Bases 917 to 1777 code for a protein of 286 amino acids. Gene Ontology annotation, molecular function: water channel activity. The record is from RefSeq and is a predicted model, not a curated record.